Messenger RNA from Manihot esculenta (cassava), 794 nucleotides. Its product is annotated as early nodulin-93. The transcript is spliced from 4 exons. Bases 233 to 586 code for a protein of 117 amino acids. Lineage: Eukaryota; Viridiplantae; Streptophyta; Magnoliopsida; Malpighiales; Euphorbiaceae. The record is from RefSeq and is a predicted model, not a curated record.
CUACCAGCUCAGAAAAGGAAAUAAAAGAAAUGCGGCGGCUGGGCUUUUCUUAACCUAUUAUAAAAGGCCACUUCGAUCUACUUCCCCGACCAUACGCACAAUCACAACCCGAGUCUCCCUCUUUCUCUCUAUUGAAUCUCUGGCGUCGGAUUAGUUUUUCUUGUCUCGAUUUACAGAAGCUUGAGUUCGUUUUGAUUUUGAAGAAGAAGUAGAAAUUGUAGGGAAGAAACUAAUGGGAAUCCCAUCAGAAAUGAGAGAUUACUUCGCACAGACGAUCAGAAACAACAAGAACAACACUUCCUUUGUGAUUCCUUCUCCAGCUGAGGAUCAAAGGAUGUUGGAAUCUAAACGUUGCACUGAAGAAGGUGCUCGUGCAGGAGCCAAGGCAGCUGCUAUCACUUGUGUUGUUACAGCCGUCCCUACUUUGACUGCUGUUCGUGUGAUUCCUUGGGCAAAGGCGAAUCUCAAUUAUACUGCUCAAGCACUCAUCAUCUCUGGCGCUUCAAUUGCUUCUUAUUUCAUCACUGCUGACAAAACUAUCCUGGAGUGCGCAAGGAGAAAUGCCCGAUAUGAGAAAAAAGACUGAGAUCCUAAAUGUUAUUCUCCCAAUUUUAAGUUGCAAUGAUGUGUACAAGUUCAGGAACUUGUUUUUGUGAUAGAGGUGUUGUAUUUCCAUAAGAAACCCAUUGUAACUCUAGUGAGACAAAACUUCUUUUGCGCUCUCACGAAGAUGUUUGUUACUGACUUAUUGAGUCGGCUGAAAUGAUUAAUGGGCUCAGCUGUUUACCUUUUUC